This is a messenger RNA of Aspergillus ibericus CBS 121593, 773 nucleotides long. RefSeq lists its product as uncharacterized. The record is from RefSeq and is a predicted model, not a curated record. NCBI's taxonomy places the organism in Eukaryota, Fungi, Ascomycota, Eurotiomycetes, Eurotiales, Aspergillaceae. The transcript has a single exon. Bases 325 to 741 code for a protein of 138 amino acids.
UAUAACGAUGGUAAGGCGCAGUGCCAAUCUGGUGGUCGCUCCUAUAACCAGAUUUCAACGAGCGUAGAGGUAUGACCGCUGAUUAAAGCAUGGAUUCUCCAAGCUUCACUGGAUGGUCGGCGAUUGACGCAUGUGAAUAGGUCCAAACGACGAGAAUGGUCGAAAAUUUGCAAUGCACAAGCUCUGGGCGACACCAAGUCGAAGAUCAAAGGAAAUCACAGGCGUUUGCACGAGACCAGGCGAUUCGUAUCUUUGGGGAGCGAACGUUAGGGGCGAUGGACCGUAGCGAAUGUUGCCAUACGAGGACUGCAAAUUAUUAAGAUUAUGAUGAAAAACAGCAACGGAACAGAAGAAUGCGGCAAAGAGGAGACCCAAGAAUCACAGCGGAGGUGGACAGAAAUGGAAAACAAUGAACAAGAAGCAGCAGCAGCAGCAGCGAGAGGGGAACGCAAGCGACAGAAGCCCGAGCAACAGAGAGCAGAAAGAGAAGAGCGAGUAGUGAGUGAUGCGAGGCCGCCGACCCCGAUUUGUUGUUGUAUGGUACCUCUGGGUUUAGUUUACAGCCAACCGCUUGACUCCAUUAGGAUAGCUACGUACGGCGGUAUGAAAAUUACUUCUGCAGCAAGUGAGUGCCCUGCGUUUCGAUUGAUUUCUGUCCCGUCGCCCGGGCUCUCAUUGGUAAUCCUGGCCCCAGGAGCCUUGCAAUUGCAAUGGGAACCGAGCGAAAAGCACUAUGGUUGAUGCUAGCCACCCGCUAGCUAACUCUAAGUAGG